AAACAGGUUUGUUAAUUCUUUUUUGUAGAAUUCAGUGAUGGUACAACAUUGGCGUAAAUUAAAUGAAGGAGGAAUUCUGGAAGAACCGUUAGCACGGCAUUUGUGGAGAAAUGAACUCGAAAGCAGUGAAGAUGAUGACGACAUUGUUUUUAAAGACUUCAUUGAACUUAUGAAGGAAUUUGGACUUCUCUUUGAAAAGUUCAAGGAAGCAGAAUCAAAAGAUGGCGCUCGACUAUUUGUUGUUCCAUCUCGAAUGAAGACCAAAAAUGAUGAUAGAUUGGAAGUAAAGGAAGAUGAUAAGCAGACAGUAUCCAUCUAUGUGACACCUAAGGACUUUCUCCCCGACGCCGUCUACGAUAUCUUGGUCGUCAGAUUUGUGAGUUUGAGUCAAGAGAAUGGUUAUUGUGAUGACCCAGAAUUGUUUCAGAAUCAGGCUAAAAUUAUAUUCGAUGAUAAGCAUUACCUAAGACUAGGUCGAAUAUCAAUUGAUAAUAAACGUUCUUUGAAGCUUGAAAUAUCACGGAUGAAAGAGAGAGACGCAGACGGCACAAACAUGUCAGCGUGCAAGCCGCACCCUGACGUCUGUAAGAAGGUUUUGCAGGUUUUAAGGCAACACCUAGGAUAUCCGUCUAAGAGUGUUGUCGGCUAUGCUCUGAAAAUCCUUUGCUUAGUCUGUUCAAACACUGAGGAACCACACUUUCAAGAACUUGAGUACUGCUUAAAGAAUGAGAAUAUGAAUUGUGAUAAAACAGGUGAACUUAUAACGAUGCCAGCAGCUAAUGUAAAGAAGCUAUUUGCAGCUGGUAUUCUACAUCAAUCCUCGGAUACUGCUGAUCAAUCCUCGGCUACUGCUACGCCUCAUCAAUCCUCGGCUACGGAUACAUCUCAUAGGUUUGCAUGCUCAGAUAAGGACUUCAGUAUACUUAAAUCUGUUGUUUCAAAGUGGUAUGACCGCCACAAAAGUCUUCCUAUGCUGAAAGUGUUGUUUAGAGAUCAUGUGGAACGUGGCGCACUGUCAACAGUAAAUAAUACGAUGGACUUGCUUAAUCAUUUGGUUAGGCUUGGUCGUCUGCAUUCACAGAAGCUUGGACUCUUGUUUGAUACUAUUAACAUAACCCAACAUUUUGGUCUUUCAUUGGAGAUUAAAAAAAUGCUGCCAUCAUUCCCAGAUGAAAAAGAGGGAAACAUUUUCAAAGAAUUCACACCUCACAGACAAACUCUAAUGAGGAUUGGAAUGGCACUGACCCCAGCCGAUGUGAAGAAGAUUGAUGGAUUUUAUAAUACGCCUUGUGAGAAGUAUACAGACGCCUGGGAAAUGAUCACAGAUCUAGAAGAUGGAAUGAAAAUCAGCAAAAGAAAUAUGAAGGAAUUCACUAAUAUUCUGGAAAACUCAGGCGGGAAUUAA
Molecule: messenger RNA, 1405 nt
Organism: Anneissia japonica
Lineage: Eukaryota; Metazoa; Echinodermata; Crinoidea; Comatulida; Comatulidae
Exons: 6
Coding region: 38-1405 (455 amino acids)
Biological process (GO): regulation of apoptotic process
Molecular function (GO): protein binding
Source: RefSeq, a predicted model, not a curated record